AUGCCGCCACCGCGUUUAUAUCCGCUCGCUCGCCUCUCCAUAAAUACGCUCAAAGCGGGUAAUCGACCCUUGACCGCCUCCCUUGCCCCGCGCCAGCUACCCACUUCACGAGCAUACUCGGCCAUGUCAGAACUCUCCCACUACAUUGCCAAGAGCAGCAAGAGCUUGACAAAUGGCACAAGCCACGACGGCAACGCAUGGGGCGCCGACAAGAACCCGGCGGCCUUUGACUUCCGCUCUGACGUGCACACUACGCCGACCAGGGCCAUGCUCAAGGCAAUCCAGGAGUGCACCCUGCUCGACGAUGUCACCAUGGAGGAUCCCACCACACUAUCACUCGAGCGCUUCGUGGCCGACCUCAGCGGCAAGGAGGACGCGCUCCUGAUGCUGUCUGGUACCAUGGGCAACCAGGUCGCGCUGCGAGCACACCUCACCACGCCUCCACACGCCAUCAUCUGCGACCGACGUGGCCACAUCAUCAACUACGAGGCAGGAGGUGUAGCAACCUUGAGCCAGGCCAUGGUCCAACCACUCGAUGCGAAGAACGGCACAUACCUCACGCUCGAAGACAUCCAGAAAUACGCCGUCAUCUCUGACGAUGUCCACGCCUGUCCCACGCGUGUCAUCGAGCUCGAAAACACGCUCAAUGGCGCCAUAAUGCCCCUGUCCGAAGUGAAGCGGAUAUCGGCUUGGGCGCGCCAACACGGCAUCAUAAUGCACUUGGACGGUGCACGUCUGUGGGAAGCUGUAGCUGCAGGCGCUGGUACCUUGAAGGAGUACUGCGCUGAGUUCGAUAGCAUAAGCCUGUGCAUCAGCAAGGGCCUUGGAGCGCCCAUUGGUAGCAUCAUCGUCGGUACAAAGGAUUUCAUCAAGCGUAGCCGCUGGAUCCGCAAGUCUAUCGGUGGAGGUCUGCGACAAGCUGGUGUCGUUGCAGCUCCAAUGCGCGUUGCCAUUGAAGAGACGUUCCUUGGCGGCAAGCUCACCAAGUCUCACGAAAAUGCGAAGAAGAUUGCAAGCAUGUGGACCGAUCUUGGUGGCAAGCUGCAAUAUCCCGUAGACACCAACAUGGUUUGGUUAGAUCUCGAGGCGCAUCAUGUUGACAUCAACAACUUUAUCGAACUAGCGGAGAAGUACGGCGUAAGGGUGCGUGGUGGUAGGUUUGUUGUGCAUUACCAGAUUGGCGAAGAGGCAAUUGAAGCGUUGCGAAAGAUCUUUACCGAAGUCAUGACUGGUAAGGAAUCGGCAGGGAAGAAAGCCGAAGCCCCGCAUGACCCCGAAGACCUCAAGAUGAAGGGCAAGGGCGUGGAGUAG
Messenger RNA from Alternaria arborescens, 1311 nucleotides. Its product is annotated as Aldolase. The record is from RefSeq and is a predicted model, not a curated record. The coding region runs from base 1 to 1311 and encodes 436 amino acids. Lineage: Eukaryota; Fungi; Ascomycota; Dothideomycetes; Pleosporales; Pleosporaceae. The transcript is spliced from 2 exons. Gene Ontology annotation, biological process: L-threonine catabolic process; glycine biosynthetic process. Gene Ontology annotation, molecular function: L-allo-threonine aldolase activity. Gene Ontology annotation, cellular component: cytosol.